CUGCCGGUGUGUCUCCUUCAAGUUCUUCCCCGCGCGCACCUUCAAGUUAGGCUCGUGUCACCGGUCGCUCACUUUUUUCUCCUUCUCUUUGCCGAUCUUGAGAUCGUGAAUGCGUGGGCACCUUUGAGGUAUCCUCCUCGGCAACAACACGACGCCCCAAUUCGGAUUUUCCUCCCGAUUUAUAACUAACCACCCCGCUCUAUUUGUGUCACGGGCGCCUCCGACCGAGAUCGGCGGCAGGUUCAGCUGUACAUACACGGGUCUCGCUUCGGGCGCUGUGAGAAUAUUCGCCGGGAACACAUUGGACCCGGCGUGCUCCUCUCGCGCUGGCGGGUUGAGGAGUGUGUAGUCGGUGCCAAUGGCGCCUCUACUAUCCACACUGCUUCUCCUGGGGGCUGCGGCUUCUCCGGCACGGGCUUCGAUCGCAGCUUGGUGGACGGAGAUCGGGCCCCAGAUAAUUCUGCAGAACUCAACGACGAACCAGAUCCGCUACAGCGCCUGCAACAGCCGCGACCAAGCCAAGUACUCAUACACCGACGGCAGUGUGUUCUCACUCAAAUACAAACCCAAGGUUGGCACGCCGGUGACAGGGGUAGGAUGGUGGAACAACAAGGACACCGAGGCCUCGUUCUGGUACAUUACAGAAGAGAACAGGGUUGCCAACGGUCUCUACAUCUGCAACAUGAACACCGGCCGGUUUGAGCCGCAGGGAGAAGGGAACUGGGAGAUUAGCCCCGACACGGCUUCCGUUCACUCUAACUCGGGGCUCGCUGCCGUUGUUCUCGGCGAGGAUACGGGCUAUCGCGUGUACUACCACGAUAGCGACGGCGCCAUCAAUGAGCUUCACUACACGCGCGAUACCGACUGGGAACAUCGGGGUAUCAUUUCCCAGGAUAUAAAUUCCCUGCCUGCCCUGGGUGCCGCCUUUAGUGGCAAGGGGAACAUCACCGUUGCGGCCCCUCGCGACGACCAGAACAUCGCCGUGACUCGGUGGAAUAGCGACGAGACCUGGUUCCGAACAACCCUGCCACGUCCGCUAGACGGCGGCUACGUUGACGACGAGACCAUCAGAGCCGACAUCGCUCUGAAUGAGACGGCCGAGACGACCUUUUUACUGCCAGCUUGGGACGGAAGGACCAAAAGCAUUGGAGUUAGCAUCGACAACGCCUAUACUCGCUUCUUGUGGUACAUCGGGAAUGACCGCAAUCUGUAUACGGUGGCCAACCAGAACUAUACCUGGGGCCAACGAGCCAACCAAUCCAGCGCUUACUGGCCUCAGGCCGACGAGCCCAACGCCGAACUCGCUGUGGCCUACGACCUCAAGUCCAGUAUGGUGCGGCUUUUCUACACAGUGAAGGGCCAGAUUAGCGAGAUCAAGUACGAGGACAAGACGUGGAAGGCGUGGUCUUCUCUCGAGGCCCCGCCGCCCCAGGCGACGCAAUCCACAACACCGUCCGCCACAAACUCAGCAGUCGCUUCGGAUACCGGGCUCUCUACCGGCGCAAAGGCAGGCAUCGGGGUUGGCGUCUCGCUUGGUGUCAUCGCACUCGGUGUCAUCAUUGCCGUUGUUGUUCUUGCGCGGAGAAGGAAGCAGCAAGCUUUCCAGCACCCAGAAGAUGUCGAUGAGGGUUCCACUACCGUCGGCCCUGAGACGCCCGCCCCGUCGUACGGCUCCCCGGCUCUUGCCCGUGCCUCCGCCGCACAAUACGAGCAGUAUGGGUGGGACCAGAAGGAGGCGCCAGCACAUCCGUACCCGUCACCCGAAGUGCAGCAGAUGCAGCAGCUUGACGGCACAACAAGGGUAGAGAUGGACAACACAAUGAGGGCCGAGAUGGACAAUACAAUAACGGCCGAGAUGGACGCUGCGACCAGGGCCGAGAUGUACGCGCCACAUCCUAUUUAUGAGCUCCCCCAGCACACAUAUUCGCACGAAUUGUUAGCCGAGCCACCCCAGCACAGGUCCGGACCACCCCACCAGGGCCACUGAGUUCCAUGAUCUUCAAGAGUUGACGGAGUUGGGGGUACGGCGUUGGGGGCAUGGAUGGACGGGGGGUUGUUUCUGCUAGAAAGUGCAUCUUGGUAUUUAAUAGGGAAGCGUGCUGGAUACCCAGACCGACGAACGAGUGUUGCUCUUC
Chaetomium fimeti is the source of this 2135-nucleotide messenger RNA. RefSeq lists its product as uncharacterized. The transcript is spliced from 3 exons. The coding region runs from base 359 to 1987 and encodes 542 amino acids. NCBI's taxonomy places the organism in Eukaryota, Fungi, Ascomycota, Sordariomycetes, Sordariales, Chaetomiaceae. The record is from RefSeq and is a predicted model, not a curated record.